Molecule: messenger RNA, 486 nt
Organism: Paraglomus occultum
Lineage: Eukaryota; Fungi; Glomeromycota; Glomeromycetes; Paraglomerales; Paraglomeraceae
Source: the annotation of a GenBank genome assembly
AUGGCAGAAUUCUGGGAUGAUGUGAAGAAAGACAUGAACGAAGUUGCAACUGACAUGGAGAAAGAUGAAGCAAGAUCCAACAGCACACAAGGAUGCCACACAUACAGAUUUUUUGACACAAUGUUUGCAAAAAAUGUCGUGGAAAACGACGUUAACCAGACCAUUGCGGAACUGAUCGCUGCGAACGCGGCAGAAGAUAGCUCUAUCUCCGUUUCCAAUGCGAAUUUUCGAGUCUAUGGCACUAAAUUUAAAGGCGUACACCAAGCCGCUUCAUUUACGCGGAUGCUGCUGAAUCCCCAACGACGUUCGCUGACUGCAAACGUUAAAAAUCGUUUCCCUUUCGAUGUGGAAAUUGAAAUAAUUUUUGGUGGUACCACAUAUGAUGAGGAUACCGGCAACCUUGACGAUUUCGAAAUUGAAAUGAAUGCAUCUGAGCGUGCCUCGUGGAAGAUCACAAAGAUGCUCCGAAAUAUCCUACCAUAUUAA